This is a messenger RNA of Dipodomys spectabilis (banner-tailed kangaroo rat), 2568 nucleotides long. RefSeq names its product protocadherin alpha-10-like. The transcript has 2 exons. Gene Ontology annotation, cellular component: plasma membrane. Gene Ontology annotation, biological process: homophilic cell-cell adhesion. NCBI's taxonomy places the organism in Eukaryota, Metazoa, Chordata, Mammalia, Rodentia, Heteromyidae. Bases 1 to 2568 code for a protein of 855 amino acids. The record is from RefSeq and is a predicted model, not a curated record. Gene Ontology annotation, molecular function: calcium ion binding.
AUGACUUUAACUGCCAGACCUGGUGACCAGGGAUCCCAGCGUCUGCUGCUCUCGCUUCUGCUCCUCGCUGCCUGGGAAUCAGGGAGCGGCCAGCUCCACUACUCGGUCCCCGAGGAGGCCAAACACGGCACCUUCGUGGGCCGCAUCGCGCAGGACCUGGGGCUGGAGCUGACAGAGCUGGUGCCGCGCCUGUUCCGGGUGGCGUCCAAGGGCGGCGGGGACCUUCUGGAGGUAAAUCUGCAGAAUGGCAUUUUGUUUGUGAAUGGUCGGAUCGACCGGGAGGAGCUGUGCGGGCGCAGCGCGGAGUGCAGCCUGCACCUGGAGGUGAUCGUGGACAGGCCGCUUCAGGUUUUCCACGUGGAGGUGGAGGUGAAGGACAUUAACGACAACCCGCCGAUAUUUCCCGCGAUACAAAAGAAUCUGUUUAUUUCUGAAAGCAGAGCUCUGGACUCUCAUUUCUCACUAGAGGGCGCCUCAGACGCAGACGUUGGCACUAAUGCUUACUUGAGUUAUAAUCUGAGCCCCAACGAGUAUUUCUCCCUGGAAAUUCCAACCAAGGACGCGCAGGUAAAACCUCUGGAAUUAGUAUUAAAAAAACAUUUAGAUAGAGAAGUAGCUUCAGAGCUUCGCUUGGUGCUUAAAGCAACGGAUGGGGGCAAACCUGAGCUGACAGGAGCGGUGGAGUUACUUAUCACAGUACUGGAUGUAAACGACAAUGCUCCAGUUUUUGACAAAGCAGUAUAUCGUGUAAAAUUAGUGGAAAAUGCAAGAAAUGGUACCGUGGUGGUUAGGCCUAACGCCUCGGAUUUGGAUGAAGGUUCAAACAGUCACAUUCUUUAUUCUUUUGCAACCGAUGUUUCUCCUAAGACUCGGGCUACUUUUCAUAUUGAUUCAGCCAGUGGAGAGAUUAAAGUAAAUGGAAAUAUUGACUUUGAAGAAACCGAAUUAUGGAAGAUUCAAGUAGAAGCAGUUGAUAAAGGCAAUCCUCCAAUGUUUGGUCACUGCACAAUCUUGGUAGAAGUCUUGGACAUCAAUGAUAAUGCUCCAGAAUUGUUAGUAACGUCGCUGUCUCUCCCCAUUCGAGAGGAUGCCCCACUGGAAACCGUCAUAGCCCUGAUUAGUGUAACUGAUCCUGACUCAAAUGUCAAUGGGCAAGUAACAUGUUCCUUGAAGCCAGACGUGCCUUUCAAGCUGGUGUCCACCUUCAAAAAUUAUUACUCAUUAGUGCUGGACAGCGCCCUGGACCGAGAGACCACCUCUGACUAUGAGUUGGUGGUGACCGCGCGUGACGGGGGCUCGCCUCCGCUGUGGGCCACCGCCAGCGUGUCGGUGGAGGUGGCCGACGUGAACGACAACGCGCCCGUGUUCGCACAGGCCGAGUACACGGUGUUCGUGAAGGAGAACAACGCGCCCGGCUCGCACAUCUUCACGGUGUGGGCGCGCGACGCGGACGCACAGGAGAACGCGCGCGUGUCGUACUCGCUGGUGGAGCGGCGGGUGGGCGAGCGCGCGCUGUCGAGCUACGUGUCGGUGCACGCGGAGAGCGGCAAGGUGUACGCGCUGCAGCCGCUGGACCACGAGGAGCUGGAGCUGCUGCAGUUCCAGGUGAGCGCGCGCGACGCUGGCGUGCCCGCCCUGGGCAGCAACGUGACUCUGCAGGUGUUCGUGCUGGACGAGAACGACAAUGCGCCUGCGCUGCUGGGGCCUCCCGGCGGCGGCGGCGGCGGCGCGCGCAGCGAAGUGCUGUGGCGCUCGGUGGGCGCUGGCCACGUGGUGACCAAGGUGCGCGCGGUGGACGCGGACUCUGGCUACAACGCGUGGCUGUCGUACGAGCUGCAGCCGGCGGCGGCCGGUGCGCGCAGCCCGUUCCGCGUGGGGCUGUACACGGGCGAGAUCAGCACCACGCGCGCGCUGGACGAGGCGGACGCCGCGAGGCAGCGCCUGUUGGUGCUGGUGAAGGACCAUGGCGAGCCGGCGCUGACGGCCACCGCCACGGUGCUGGUGUCUCUGGUGGACAGCGGCCAAUCGCCCAAGCUGUCUUUGCGUGCAUCGGAGGGCGCCGUGGCUUCGGAGGCGACGCUGGUGGACGUGAACGUGUACCUGAUCAUCGCCAUCUGCGCGGUGUGCAGCCUGCUGGUGCUGACGCUGGUGCUGUACGUGGCGCUGCGGUGCUCUGGGGCGGCUGUGGGGCGGAGCGAGGGCGCGUGCGCGCCUGGGAAGCCUGUGCUGGUGUGCUCCAGCGCGGUGGGGAGCUGGUCCUACUCUCAGCAGAGGAGGCAGAGGGUGUGCUCUGGGGAGGGCCCGCCCAAGACCGACCUCAUGGCCUUCAGUCCUGGUCUUCCUCCUAGUUCAGUUUCUGGAGAUAGUGGAGUCCAACAAGAGAACUUUGGGAAUUGGGUGAAAUGGAAAGUACUCACAAUUUCAGGCACCAGGUGUCGCUCUUUACUUGAGGGAAAGAGUUCGGCCAUAGCUUGGGCUGCACAGUCCGGCAUUCAGCAUAAGCUGAACGCUGUAAAAGGAUCCUUUGAACCUUCUCAAAAAUUCAGCGCGACAUUAAACCUGAACUGA